AUGAUCGCCGCUGUUCAGUUUCUGUACUGUUUUCUUAAAGAAGUUGUGGAAGCACUUCUGGUUGGAUACAGUGAUGAAGACAAACAUGAGAUCGCCAGAGAAGACGCUAGUUGUUUCCGUUCUGAUGCUGCCGAUAGUGAGUGUCAUAAACCAUGAAUGACUGUGUGGUGCUAGUUUUAAAACGUUUGCGUUUGAGCGGGAAGUAAGCGUUCCCUGUUUGUUGUGCUGAACUCUGAUUGUAUAAUUUACGCGUGAUAAUUUGCGUACAUUGUACAUGAUUGAUCCAGGUAUGACGAACGCGAAAAGCAAAGCAACAAGUGAAGAGAAAUUUGUUGGCACCACUGUACGCAAUUGUGAGCGCGCCUUUUUAAAUUUAUAGCUAUUAAUUUAUGAUGCUUAUUAAAUAUAUUUUUGUUGUCUGAAUUAGCCGAACUAAUCAAGCGAGGUUAUAUCACGGUGGAUACUAAAGUACAUGAUGGUGUUCCUACAAUUAAUUCAGGCCAAUGUUCAGAUCCAAAUUUGUCUGGAGGUGAACUAGGCUAUGAAACAGCCUCUCGGUUAAGCUGCUUGAAAGCACAAGUGAACCCUUCAUCAAGUUCAGGUGUGGUGUACAUGGAUUGUAACGAAGAUUGGGAUAAUGGUAUAGUAAACAAUGACCACAAAAUAGAAUUAAAGAACCCAAGAACUCUAAGUGAUGAUAUUGUGUCAGACAGUAUGAGCCAGGCAUGUUUGUUAAAGAGUAAUUUAUCUUUGGGUGCUACUGGCAAGAAUGAUUUUUUGUGUGAAGAAACUUUGUCAACAUGUUCCUCGGACUCAGAUGCCUGGGGUGGAAAACCAUCCAAAGAUCAUCCCAGAAGCUAUGAAAAGUCGUCUCUUCAUUUUUUGUCAGAAAGAGAGUGGCUGGAUGAACUUGAGUCACUUUACUUCUCAGAUAUGAUAACAGAACUCAAGUCAUUACUUUUGCAAGCUUUUGAAGCCAGCAAGGACUGUUUUGAUUUUGUGCUCUUUAUUGUCAAGUUUGCUGACUUUGAUAUUCAAAGUGGCAAAAAGUCACUGGCUUAUUUGACCCUUGUUGAGUUUGAAGCUUGGCUUAAAUCAAAGACUGAAGGAAGAGGUAUGGAAGAAAUAAAGCUGCUAGGUUAUUGGCCAACAGACAAUCAUAAGGAUUUGGCACUGGAUGUAGUGGUUUCCUCCACUUUUCUCCUUUUUGAGCCAAUAAAAAGGACUUUUCAACUUGAUGUGGGAGACAAUGGAUUUUUAGCUAAACAUGUGAGAUUUCUAAUGCAUUCAAAAAGGAGAUAUAGGGAGGUCAGUACUAAUUAAUAAGGACAUUUAAACCCUUUUGCUGCAAAAUUAAAUGUCUCUGUCUCUAACUUUUAAAUCUGUGGAUGAAAUCAAAUAGUAUGAAGUUGUGUGAAUAGUGUGAAGUUGAUCAUUUAAAAAGCUGUUUUCUUAAAUCAAAUUUUUCAUUUAAGCAUUUUUAUAACAUUGCUACUUGCUUAAUGCACUUCUUUUCUGCCUUUUUUCUUCCAUAAUGUUCUCUAAAUUUUCAAAGCAAUGGAAUAUGACAAAACCCUGAUUUUUCAUUUUGUAACUCUUCGAGAAACACAAGAAAAUCAAAAUUUUAGUGAAAUACAAAAAUCUGAUUGAGUUUUAUUUUGCAAUGGCUGAUUUUGAUACAUGCUCACCGUUAGAUUCUAAGAAAAAUAGAAAAAAAUAAUGUUUUUACAAAAAUAAUAGUUAGUGUAUAAAGACACCCAGUAUACUGGUAGUAACCACAUUAUAUUACUUAGUUAACUUAGGCGAUAACUACAUCAUGAUGUAAAUGGUUAACAAGUAAUUUUUAACUAAAGCUCCAGUAGCUUUAAAAGCUUUCAUUUGAUAUACAUCUUGUGUUUUCAUGAAGCAGGAUUCAACAGUCUUGCAACAUAUUUAUUUUCUUGCAACAGGCAGCUACCAUUGCAUUCAAGUUAAAACUUCAAAAACACUUUGAUGUAACUGAGGUAAUUACUUUAUUGUUUAAAUUAAUUGAAUUGUCAAUUCUAACCAUAUUAGAUACUGCAGGCUGAAUGGGAUACUUUUCCAGGCAAAAAUCUAAGUUUUAGCCUUUUUGUUUUUGGAUAAUCAAGCUUUCUUCUUAUUAUUUUUUGAGAAUUUCCUUAUUCUGGGCAUUUUUUCACAAUGUUUCUUUUUUGAGAAAUGUUUUUUAAAAAAUUAAGGUACAUUGUAUUUUAUCUAUAGAAAAUUAUUGACUAUUAUUUCAUCUGAGCUCAGAAGAACUUAGAUGUAGUCUCUGUUAUAUACAGGUAAGAGGACAAAUGCCCUUUACAGGUAGUGUUGGGAAUUUACAAUCUAUUUCAAAAUUGAUCGUCAGAAGUUACACUGUUAUCAGUCUGACCCAACCACUGGAUUAUCAAUAACAAUAAAAAAAAAUCUCUUGAUUAUAUAUUGUAUUAAAUUUCCCACUUGCAUGCAUGUUACAAAAAUUUAGUUUGUUUUUUGACUGUGGACAACUUUGAAAUGACAACCAUGACAACCAUGAAAACCAUGUUGUAGAACAUGACAAAAACAUAUGAAAUGUGUCAGAAUAUAUACGGUCAUCAAAAGUCUAACUGCUCUAAGUUUCUAUUUUUUUCUCUCAACGACAGUCUUGUAAUUACUGUAAGUUUCUCACUAUAAAAUCAGGCAGGCUUCUUUAUAAAUUGCUCAGCAUUUGAUCAGUUGACACAAGAGACAAUUUUUUAUAGACGUUUCUUGUGUAAUUUUCCUAGAUCUUGCUACCUUUGGUAAUUGUGGAUAAAUUACAGUUAGCAGAAAGGUAACAUUUAAAGAUCAUUCAAAGUACAAAGUACAUGUAGGCAAUCAGUUAAAAGAAAGGUGCUAUAAUGGCCCAAGGAUUUCGUUUUGAGUGGUCACAAAUUCUUCUAUCCUUGGUGAGAAUUGAAUGAAAAAUACAGUUUUGUAGUCUGUAAUUAUCAACUAUCUAGUUUUUAAUUUAAAGCAAUAUAGCUCUGUAUAUUGCACAACAGCGAAUUGAAAUUGAAAAAACUCCGGUUCCAAAAAAAAUUACACUUAUUUUUGCCACUACAUGUAUAUGUAAUCCCGGGUCUGUGCUUAAAUAUUAAAUUAAAAGAGAAAUGUAUACUGCAUGUUUGCAAGUAUUGUACAAUGUCAUUGUGAAACUCUGUAAACGUACGUCAAGUCAGGUCUUACGCAGCACAGUAUUUUAAGAAGGCACCCUAGCUGUAUUAAGCAGACAAAUAGCCUAAUAAGUUUCAAAUGUUUUGUCCCAUAAUUUAAGUAAAACAAACCUGUAUUUAGCAUAGAGUUAUAUUAAGUGGACACCAGUAGAGGUUGCUUGGGUGUCUGCCUACAGAAAUCCAGGUUUCACUGUAGUAAAAAAUUACAUGUAUUUCCAUUUGGAAUUUCAGGAAAGUCCUACAUACUAUUCAGACACCUAGCAGGUUGCAACUAAUUGUUUUAUUUGUACGCGUAGUUAUGUGGCAGGUUGCCCAAUGUCCUUGCAGCUGUUCAUGAGGAUGCUGGAUGAUUUAUGUGGAAUGACAGAUGAUGAGCUGGAGAUAGUUGUUGAGUGAGUCCAUUAUUACCAGUAAUCCCCUGCAAAAAGGAGCCCGGAAUUCCAGGGUAAAAUUCCUGGCUUUUUUACGCACACCUCAAAGCCAUGGAAUAGCCCGGAAAAGCCAGGAGUGUCCAGGCUCUCCUAGCUUUCCAGGAAUUUGACUCCUGGAAAUUCUCGGAAAGCCAAGAGAAAAUUUUCUACAUGUAUGCUUUCUGGGCUUUUCCUUAUUGCAAAAAAGCCCAGAGCUUCUGACUUUUUUUAAUCAUUGUAUAUAUAUUUCGCCUUUGUGUAUCAUUUGCCUCACUGUAGUCACUUUUUUUUUGUACCUCAAAACAGUUACUGCACUUUGUGUUGUACUAUACACUACAUCUGUGAUAGACAUGUCUUCUGCAAUUGUGCUUUGUUACAUUAUUUGUAGGUCAAUUCCUAGUUGUUACCAAUUGUACAAGCACUUCUUCAGUAGGUUCGAAUUAGUUGGAAAAAAACAUAUAUUUUUUUAUAUAUUAAUUUUAAUUAGCUCAUGAUAGCAAUCAAUAACGGUUGAAAAAUUUAGUGACAGUGACUUGAAAAGAAGUAUUCUUCAGCUGGGCUUGUGAGAAUUUGCUCGAUGUUUCUAUUAUAAAACCCUGCCAACAUUUACACAGAACUGAGUCACUUUAUUAAUUGAUCUCCUCCAGAAAAACUUUGUCUCCAAAACCAAAGGAUCACAGACUGAAGAACAAGACUCUUGUCAAGCUUGGUGAGAGGAUGGUUAAAAUGUUUAAUUUGAAGGCGGGUGAGUGCAAAAGAUAAGGAAAAUAAUAUUCUAGUUGCUAAUAAGUAGAAUUUAAAAUACUUGUAACGCGCAAUUGAAUCAGUUCUACACUGUUGUAAGAAAUCCUAAAAUUUUCAUUUGGGUUAAAAGUUUAAAUAUGUUCUGAUUUAUGUGGCUACACAGUGCAUUACCAGGCUAUGAUAUAUUCAUCAACACAAUAACUAUGGGUACACUAUAUGUACUCACACCCAUCAGUAGGACUACAUGUGUUCUUAUGUGUACAUCAUUAAUCUACAUUGUACAUCAAUCAUCAAUCAUAGUGACUUCAAUUUGUUUCCGGAAUAUUUCAGAGAAUUUUCCCAAUAUAUACAAAGAAAAGAACUUAAAUGGAUUAAGAUACCUGUUACAAAAGAAGUACUCCGAGGUAAGUGCUCAUUUAUUAACUUUGAAAGACUUCUUUUUUUUAUGAAAUACUUUAUAGGAUGGCCACUAAAAUCUCAAAUGCAGUACAGUGAAAGGCGAGUAGUACAAUGAACAUGUAUGACACCAGAAUUUUCCGUCAUGUCCGAGAAAACAGUGUUGGAACAAUGGAACAACUGCAGUGUUGGAACAAUGCUCUAACAGUUCGAACCGUUGUAGAUUCGCGAUUCUACAUUAAAGGCCAGUACGAUGAGUGCCUGAUUUAAGAUUCAUGGAAUAUAAUCACGUGUCAUUUUCUUUAACUUAGAAACAGCCACUGAAUCAGAAAUGGGACAACCUUAUUGAGGUAAGAAUUCCUGUAAGGAUUGUUACACAGCAACAAAUUUGUAUUGCUCGGAAAUCAAAUUNGGAUUAAGAUACCUGUUACAAAAGAAGUACUCCGAGGUAAGUGCUCAUUUAUUAACUUUGAAAGACUUCUUUUUUUUAUGAAAUACUUUAUAGGAUGGCCACUAAAAUCUCAAAUGCAGUACAGUGAAAGGCGAGUAGUACAAUGAACAUGUAUGACACCAGAAUUUUCCGUCAUGUCCGAGAAAACAGUGUUGGAACAAUGGAACAACUGCAGUGUUGGAACAAUGCUCUAACAGUUCGAACCGUUGUAGAUUCGCGAUUCUACAUUAAAGGCCAGUACGAUGAGUGCCUGAUUUAAGAUUCAUGGAAUAUAAUCACGUGUCAUUUUCUUUAACUUAGAAACAGCCACUGAAUCAGAAAUGGGACAACCUUAUUGAGGUAAGAAUUCCUGUAAGGAUUGUUACACAGCAACAAAUUUGUAUUGCUCGGAAAUCAAAUUCAUUCCUUUGUCGUCACUAAGACUGCAUGACUAACCUGAAAUGUCUUUGGCCUCGUCCACACGUGUCGGGAUAUUUUUGAAAACGGAGAUUUUUUUCUCCGUUUUCGAAAAACUACGCGUCCACACGUAGCGUAUUCAAGUCGUUUUCGCCCGUCCACACGAAAACGCUAAAACAAUGGAAAUACGAUAACAUUCUUACAUAGAAUGCGCUGUAUGAUGUGACGUCAUCGUAUUAUCCGUCUUUGUCCUUCCAAAGAAAAGUGAUAAGCCUGCGUUUCCAAAACUGUUCACUCUUGGGACCGUUUUCGAAAACCUGCGUUUUAGGUCCUUAAAAAACGCCGUUUACGCGUGGACGGAAGACUAAAACGGCUGAAAAAAUCUCCGAGUUCAAAAAUAUCUCGAUAGUACGUGUGGGCGAGGCCUAAGACAUUUCAGGUCGUAGUCUUGCAGUCUCAUGGCCUGUUUUAUACGAGGUGAGCCGGGCAGGUUAGCCGGGCUGGCAUCCUUAACCGGGCUGGCUCAGGUUAUGCCUUGUUUCUUCAUAAAAUUUGCGUUGUGUUGAUAUGAUAAGACGGGCGCGCCGCCGGCCCGCUUGUCGAGAUCCUGGUUGCUUGAGUUGAGAGGGGGCAGUCCCUCUUCUCAUAUUAACACAACGCGAAUUUAUGAGGAAAUAAGGAAUAAACCGAGCCAGCCCGGUAAUAUAAACAGGCUCUCAGUAACGGCAAAGGAAUGUACCAAAACUGAAGUUUGAUGCUCGUGCAGAGUUGAUUUUUUUAAACCUGUUACUUUUUUUGUCGUUCUCGCUGCCGUCGUGGUUGUCGUGUUUGCUUCAGCUCUGUUGUAUAUAAAUGUAUUGCUCCUAACAGACUGCCCUUGGAGAUAACAAAUGGCUACAGCACAAGCUGAUAGAGAGCUUGGUGGAGUUUGAAGAUUUUCAUGAAGCUGCGAGAUGGACUAUGUAUUACUCCCUGCCUCUGGAAUCAGUUCCUGUUGAGGUUAAACAAGUUAUCGAUUCCUGGUAAGCUUGCAUCAUUAGCUCUUGCUAGAAAUACGUCGUUGAAUGACACAACUUGCAUUUUUUUUUCGUAUAGGAUCUAUUCUUUUCUUUUUGACGCACUCUUUUUGAGAAAAGAAUAUAAUCACAGUUAUUGUGCCCGGAGUGCCCCCAUAUGAGAAUGACUGGGAUGCUUCUCGUCUCACUUAGGGAUAGAAAUUGCAGAUUUUGGUCUCACUUAGGGUAUCCAGGGCGGAAAGACAAUAUUCUUUUCCAUUAAGGUAUCGUUUAGCAGCUAUUCGUAAAGAAUAUAGAACAAUAUAAAAAGAGACACGUCGUCAUUCUGUGUUGGAGUAUUGUCUCCGUUAGGGGUCGAACAAAGCCUGAAUCACGCCCAGAUUAGUCUCCUAUGGAGGCCAGGUAAUUGUAAUUUCCGACGAGAAUCUCCUUGUCUUAUACAAUGGAGUCUGUGGUAUUAGUGUCAUUCAAACACAAACAUCGCGAGACGUUUAUAUUUCAGGUGUGUUCGUAAUACCGUGGAUGAUAAAUUUUAAAUCCUUACGUUUGGCACGAAAUUUCAUGCAGCGUUAAUUUAUAGUUUUACCAUUUCACAGGUAAGCAAAUGAGAACGACUGGACAACUGACAAUUUGACUAAAAAUGAAAGACUGUUUAACUGUGACAAUAUGCGGAUCGAAACGCACCAAUGACAUUACGAGUCACCAAUGAUAAUACGAGUCUUCAUAGCCUAUAACAUCACGGCUUAACUGACACACCACCAAUAACAUCGCGACUUGAUUGACCAAUCAGGCCAAUAACCAGAGUUUAAUACCAUCAACUGGCGUGAUACAAGUCACUUUUUGACUCUGAAAUGACUACCGCACAGGUUGUCGAAACGUCAGUCAUUGUCAUCAACAACAAUCUUAUCCAGAACUACCUUCACCCGGACCACUAUACUCAACGUUUUUUUAAAAAUACUAUCGCCCGCAACGUUUUCUAUAUCUUAGUGCUAAGAUGGCAUCCAGGUAUAACGAUGUUGAGGCAUUAAAAGACAUUUAUGCAGGGAAACUAAGUACGCAAUAGAGCACAGUCAUUAAGAAGUUAUAACAGGCUUUUUAUGAAAAAAAUUCAGAAUAUUGUCAACAUCAGCCAGCAUUCAUGCUUUAAAUUUUAUAAUGCUUAUUUUGCAUAUUCUUGCUAUCAUUUUUAGUCAUUAAUUUUACGUAGCCUUUAAUUCUGUCGCCAUUUUCUCGAGUUCCCCUCUCACGCCAAAACAGCUAAGAUGCCGUGCCGCUGUUUUGCCUGACGUCAAUGAUUAUACAGUCAGUACAGUGGAAUGUCUAUAUUGUGAAGGGCCAGUGGACUGCAAAAUGUGUUCGUUGUAACGAGGUUUCGUUAUAUCGAGUUUCUUUUCCAUAUAGUUGACUACUAGAGGGGUAAAGAAAAUCGUUCGUUCCGAGGAAUUCCUUAUAAAGAGGUUCGUUAUAUCGAGGUUCCACUGUAUAUUGUAUUACACAAUCAUCGAUGUCGGAGUGAAUGACGUCAGUAAUGAUAUACUCUAAGCAUCCUCUAAAUAUAGUUAGCGUUAGUUGGGUAUGAAAAAAAAUAGCCAGUAGAUUAAAGCCAUUAACAAACGGAGAAACACUUUGAAUGAAUAACAAUACUGGUUAUCAUCUGAAGUUUUUUUUUGUUGAUUUGGUAAGGCAAAGUACGCAGAAAUAUACUGAAGACUGGGAAGGUGAAAUGAAUGGAACAUCAGAAGCCAGAACGUUUAACAAUGAGUCCAUUACACAGAGCUCAACUCCUGCUAAAUUCUACCGGCUUCCUUUGCCGUUGGACAGAAUAUUCGUGGUGGAUAACUCCCGAUCUUUAAGGGAGUGUAUGCGAACCCUUUGCGCGGUAUGUUUAAGCAUGAUUUACCGUCUUCUAGCAAAGAGCGGAAAAUAUUAUAGUUAUGGUGGACAGGAACCAUAGAAUUCCCUUCAGUUCUUAGCAGUGAGCCAUAGUUGUGAUAAAAUCUCUGCAAUCUAUGCUGAUAUACAAUAUUUUUAUUCAUCGUCAUGUAUUCGUCCUUUGGCUAAUUUUUUUGCAGGGGGGCGGGGGGAGGGCUGUUAAGUUAAAGCAAGGCUAUUUUUUUGCAGGGGGGGUUAACUUAAAGAAAUUCUCUUUAUUGCGACUUAGAAAGACCUAGAAAAUUAAAGGGUGGAUUUCUACUGUCGCGUGAUUUUUACAUACGUACGCACCGUAAUUAAAAUAGGGAGAUAUAUGAGAGGUAACGCACAAACGGAACAGGUGAACCUGGCUCAACUUUUACCUUUACGCGAAACCAUUUUUCAUACAGUGGAACCUCGAUAUAACGAAGGCCCAGGGACUGGCAAAAUGUGUUUGCUCUAACGAGGUUUCGUUAUAUCGAGGUUCUUUUCCAUAUUUUGCUAUUAGAGGGGGAAAGAAAAUCGUCCAUUUUACUAAGGACUUCGUUAUAUAGAGGUUCCACUGUACAUUGCCUAUUUGUUCCUCUGUAGCCGGGUAGUGUGAUAGGAUUUGACACUGAGUGGAGACCAACAAUGUGCCGUGCUGGGACUGCAGAAAGGUUUGUGAAUCAAGUGUUAUAUCGUGUAUAAUCAGUUGUAGUUACCGUUAGUCUCCCAUAAAGCAGUCCUUCUUUUUUUAAGUAAUGCCACGCGUUCCUUCCCAACGUUUAGGGAACGCGUAACAACACGCCCUUUAUUUGCAAUCUCGCCAAAGAGGCGUGUCAGAGAAAGAAAUCAAUCUUUAAACAGACUCUGCGUGCUUUAUGGAUCGCGCAACGCCCUCUGGAUUAGUGGGUUAAUCAUUGAUGUAAUAUAUCAAACAUGAGACGCAGUGUUUCAUCAGCAGAUGAAACACCGAGAGGAGAGUUGAAAAUACGACGCGUAGUGGGGAAUUUUUGACGAACUUCGAGGUGUUUCAUCUGGUGAUGAAACACUGUGUCGAAUGUUUGAUAUUUUUUCUCAAACAAAAUCAUUUUUGAAGGAGAAAUUAAGGAUGCAAAAAUGAUUAGUUUUUCAUCCGAUAUCCAAACACUCAUAAACAUUAAUUUCCUUUGAAUUUUCUUUAUGAAUUAUUAAUGAGUUUGAGAAAGUGAUUUGACGGAGAAAUCUUCUCAUUUUAUAAACUGGGCACAGGCGGCCCAGUCAAUAAAGUUUCUCUCCAACGAGGCUAAAUAUACAUUAUUUUUAAGUUAUUACUUUAGUUCGUCACCUGUGAAGAUCGACGUUUGUCCCAGAGACGAUCUUCAGACGUUCUAUUGGUUUGAAGCAGACGGAUAGAACGUGUUGGACGAUCAAAACUCAUUCAGACGAACUUAACUGAAUACGCUGGAGGAGAGUUUUAACCACAUUUAUGGAGCUUAUUCUUAUCAUUACGCUUUUUUUGUAUUUUUUUGUCUUCAUUUACUUUAUAUUAUUUACUUACGCAGUGAAUAAUGACAAAGAGGAGUUUUGGAAAUAUCUAUUAUACGUACAAGAGCAGUCGCGGACACACAUAUAACCAUGGCAACUUUGUUUGUAGGUUAGCGAUCAUUCAGCUGUCUACGCGGAAUGAAGUAUUUAUCUUGGAUGUGAUCGCCUUGACAGACAGUGCCAAAGAUUCGGAUCUCCAGCAGUUUGCGGAGAAUGUCUUUGCUAAUCCUCAGGUUCUCAAAUUGGGUAAUUAUGACAUUAUUACUACUACCUAAACACGCGGAAGUUUUCUUUCCACCCUAUUUGUAAGCGCAUUCCAGGCGUUAAAUAAGUUUAUUGAAGUGAGUUUUAUAUUCUGAAAGAAAAUAGACAGCUUGGUUUGGCAGUAAACUGAAAAAUUUUGUCCUGAUGUUUUCCGCAGGCUAUGGAGUAGAUUCUGACUUUCGAAACCUUGUUUCGUCGUGUCCUUUGUUCGAGGACAGUGUGAGGCGAUUGGCUCGGUUUGUUGAUCUGUGCCCAUUAAGCAAACAGGUAGGACGGAGUCAGUUAUGUUGUUGUGUCUCCAGAUUUUUCUAAUGGUCAAUGCCAGAAAUACGCUUAGACCGUACAUAUCUUAGCCUGCGUGAACGCAGACGAAUUUUCGGUAGUCUCCAGCCAGAAGCGGCGACUGGAAUACGUAUGCGUUCUCGCGCUAUAUAUAUAUCUCUUGCACAAAGUUUUGUUCUUCAAGUCAUUUUAUGUGCGAAACAUUUUAUCGUAACAGAUCCUCGGCAUACCGAGUGUUCGACAGAAGCUUGGGUCCCGUAUGAGAAGUGUGUCGGCCAGACAGCGUGCUUGCAUUGAAGAGGAACGUGGUCUGAGCGAGCUGGUGUUCCUGUGCCUUGGGUUACCACUGGAUAAAACUUACCAGCUAUCAGACUGGGAACGCCGACCGUUAAGUGAGGAUCAACUAAUAUAUGCAGGUAGGCGUACUAAUGAAAAGUUUCACGAUAAGACGCAUGCGAAAACAAUCAUUUAAGUUAGCCCUGUCUAUUUCAAUUGUUUUUUGUAUUGACCAAAUCAUGUGUAACUGCAGACUAAUUUUUGCAAGGAGCAGGCCUUUGGUCAGUUUCCACUGACAAUCUUCAGUUCAAGGAUUUUUGCUUUGAUUGUUGUUGUUCUUUGACCCAAAAUGUGGAACACGAGCGAGUUGUCUGUUCUCAUGUGGUGGUUCGUUACUAAUGGGAACUUAAAGGAAUACGUCAUAAUGUGCCCAUGCGCUAAGUCGUGAGACUGUCCCUUACUAUAGAUUAUAGAGAACAGGAAUAGCGCGGUAAGAUGGCGGUUUGACACGUGCGCUGUCAUUCCUAUUCUCACCUCAGUGACAAAGGGGCGACUUCAUUUCUCCUUCCUGGUAUGUCAGCAAAGUUUGAAGUUGUUCCUCGGCCUCGCUCGAAGGGUUGUCCCCUGGUUUGUCCAUUUUUCUUCCUUCCACAGGCCUAACAUUUUCACGCUACGUUUCGAUCAAUUGAGAUUCAGAGAGUUUGCCAUUCACAAAAACCUCAGUUAAUCUGUGCCAAUCUUUUCCCUUAGCUUUAGACGCGCAUUGUCUGCUGGAGGUGUAUGACGUGCUCAAGGAAUGGAUGUUAGAGUCGAGGCUGCGAGUAAAUAUGGAACCUGCUCUCGUCCUGAGCUGGUUGCAGCCUAAAAAAGAGAAACAACGGUAUUAAGUUGUUGUGAUUAGUCUUUUUUUCGUCCCUCGAGCCGUCAAAUUCUACGUUUAAGUUCUCGUUUCGAAAAAUAUUUGUAGUCAAGAGAAACACACUGUGUUGUGGUAAGUUUUAAGCUUUUGGUUUAAGAUUUAAAGGAUGCAUGGAAACGAACUUUGUUAUUACUAUAAAUAAGCAAAUUUGCAGGCAAUGACCUGUGAUGUAAAAAUAUUUUGUAUUUUCUAUUAAGGCCUUGCUAAAAAAAAAAAGCUCUGACGAAAUUAUUUUGCCACAGUGAUAAACUAGAAACGUAUGUUUGUUCAAAGGAUAAAUUUGCAUUCAUCAAGCAGGAAUGUUCUCCACUUAAUUAAGCGACUUAAUUUGAGUCAGAAAAUUGUUCUUCAAUCUUGAAAUCCACCUUCAUAAACUUUCCUUCUUUGUUUUAUUUUAGACGGAAACGCCCGAAACCAGGACAACGCACCAAUGUAAGUGUAACUGUUGAUAACUUGCCUAUAUUCCUUAUUAUGGCAGAAAAACCCCAUUUAUGUUGUGGUUUGUUUUUUCCUUCGUUCAAUGUUUGUUUGCUUUAAUAGGUUCUCGCGCAUGAUAAUAAAUAAUAACGAGUUUGAGAAAAAACCAUCGCCCUUUAAAACAUAACUGCACCUUGCCUUCAGACCCCUUUCUUUCAUUUGCCGAUUUUGACGUACACGAGAAAGACUCUACACAAAUUGAGUAAGAUCAUUGUUGAGCAUGCGCUGCUCGUUCCUAGGAUACUGUUUCAAACCCAGGCCUAAUAGCCGUGCGCUUGGUACAGCGGGCUCAGUAAUGACCAUCGGUUUUAUCAGUAAACGGUGCUCGCACUAGGAAAACCAGUUUGACAAGAGGGAACAAGAUUGACUUGUCCAGACUCCAGAAGCUUGGGCCUUGGCGACUUCAAAGGCCUGAUGCGAUUCUGGCGGAGCCUGCUUUUUUGCUACUCACUCAAGAGAACAGAAGGAGCCCUUACUAGCAGGAUGACAUAACACAUACAUUGUUUAAAUAUCCAGCGUCAGCUAAAAAAAUUUGGCAUCUACCAUUCUCCCUACAAAAAAGAUAGUCUCACUUCUCCACUGUUGCCACCUGUCGUUUCGGCAGUCUGGUUUAAUUUUUAGCCAUGUUAUGACACUGAGAGACAAAUAAAAGAUACUUGUCUUUCUCUUUAGGAUAUACUUCCGCCAGCACAAAAAAGGAAACCCAUUCCUCCGCAGCAACUGAGGGUCGUGGUCGAUAAAAUGCUGCAGGGACUGGGUCAGCAUUUAAGAUGCUGCGGGGUAGACGUGACUAUUAUGGAUAACAACAGCGAUCACGCCAAAUUACUUGAGGUGAGGUUCACCAAUAGGUCAUUUGCACGAUGACGUCAUUUUACUAUUUCGACCAGAAUCCUUCAGGGUAUUGCUUUCUUGUGCAAAUUAAGGCUUUUGUUAUCUAAACCUCACUGGGACUACCAAAUUUUAAAAGAAAAGGAUGAUAAGAAAAACGAAAAGGAUUCUGUUCUUCGUAGAAAAAUGACGCCAUCGUGUAAAUGGCCCAUUCUCUCUUGUAUUGUAUCAGAGAGUUUGUUGAGAAAUGUUAGAUAAUCAAGAGCGUGGACCAAAAAAAAAAAUGAUUACUUGAUAUGAUUUGAACCCUUGUCCUCCCAAACAGCAAGCGGGAGCAUUAUCUACUGAGCUAUUAAUAAGAGACUUGUAUCAAUCUAAGUCAUUUAUUAGGCUCAUGUCUGAUACGCACCUUGUAUUCUGUUAGGAUCCGCAAUGUCGAGAGCAUACUGUAUGGUGUUAACAACAAGCUGCCUACACAAUGGCACACAUCAUUAAAACCGUGUUCCGCAAAACGAGCAUCGCUUUUGAAAAUCCAAGUCAUCAAAAUUGAAUCUCCCUAGGUUCUUUAAUUGGUUGCUAAAAUAAUGCUCAAGCCUGUAAAAUUCCUCUGUGAUUUUCACUUGUCUUUUGGCCAUCUCAACUCAAGAAGUAAUAGAAACAAACUGCGGUAACAAACAUUACGAAUUCAACUGCGUUAUCUCUUCAUCUGUCACGUAAUACUGUCUUUUCGCCCCUUGUAAGGGAAUUUUGAAUCGCGAAGUCCGGGAAAUUUUUGCAUUUGGAAUGCAGGAUCCGGAUAUUUUGCUGGUGCAACCUGGAAUCUUGGCCUUUGGAAUCCGGAAUACGGCCCAACGAAUGCGGACUCCCACUAGCGAUUGGAAUCCGGAAUCCAAGUUCCACUGACAGAGAACCAGGAAUCCAGUCCCUGGAAUCCAAAUCCAAUAUUUACAAAAUUUUUUGGGAUUUUCUUACAAAGGGCGAUUUUUUGUCAUAUGAACCCUUUAAGCCCCAAUAUCCACAUACAAAUUCUCCAAACUGAUCGCCAUACAUCUCCUUAAACAAUUAGUUGAGAGAAUUUGAUUAAAGAUCAUAGCAUUUUGUCUAUGGUUUUGUCUUUAUCUCUUGACAAUGUAUGGAUAUUGUUAGGAGAAAAUUGUUGUUGGUCACUAUUGGCAUUUAAAGGGUUCACUCCACUUCGUAUAUGCAGGUUAAAAAAAAAACACUGAACGGUCACUUCUGAAAACGCAUGUUGAAGUAUACGAACGUAAGGAAUUUGAAUAAAAUUUAUUGCCUCUGAGGAUUCAUUUGAUUCAUAGUGUUUCUUAUCUGCACUGGACUAAUUUGUCUCUAUUUUAUCGUUUUCCCCACCAGGUUGCCCGGAACGAAAACAGAAUAAUCUUCACCACUGGUAUGCCUUACGAAAAGGUGCGAGAAAAAAGUAGUUUAAAACUUGUGGUAGAAAAAUGGCAUGAGUAAUGGAUAUAAUCAUUCGAUGGAUCAAACAAACAAUCAGUCAACAAGUCAAUCAAUCAAUUAAUAAAUCAUUCAAACAAUUACGAUUUGGUAUCUCCUUAUCCUAUAGGCGUUACCACGAUGUAUUUUAUAAAAAUAACAUGGAGUGUUUGCCUUCUUGUGUCGGUCAUAUUUCUGUCAUAAUUCUAGUAUAACCGCCCUUUGGAUUAAGAAGGCUUUUGCAAGUUUCAGAAUCGUUCUGCUAGUGUUAUUUCUUGACGUCCAUUUUAUAUCAUCGUUAUAUAGUAUCGUUAUAUAUCUCCUUAUCCUAUAGGCGUUACCACGAUGUAUUUUAUAAAAAUAACAUGGAGUGUUUGCCUUCUUGUGUCGGUCAUAUUUCUGUUAUAAUUCUAGUAUAACCGCCCUUUGGAUUAAGAAGGCUUUUGCAAGUUUCAGAAUCGUUCUGCUAGUGUUAUUUCUUGACGUCCAUUUUAUAUCAUCGUUAUAUAGUACCAAUGUCUUGUUCACAGUUAAGCUCUCAAGUACCUGAGGGAAUGUGCAUCUGUGUUCCAUGCGGGAAGAUAAGGCAACAAAUGUCAUCUCUGAUGAAAUACUUCAAUGUCAAAGUAAAAAGACAGGAUAUUUUCAGUCGUUGCCAGGUAAUAAUGUUAUCUUAAAACGUAAUUAAAACGCACUGUUAAAAAAAUAAUGAUGAAAUGUUUAACAUGUCACACGCGUGGUACAAAGAAAAACUGUAAGCCUCGAACGGGAUUGGACCCAUUAGCCCUGAGAUACCGAACAGGCACGCGGGCACCCUCGCAUCCACUAAGCGGUAGGGAGACUCGUGACAAGCCUGGCCAUGUACCAGGUCAGAAGCAUAUAACUAGGUGCAUAUAUGCCACACGUCCUACAUACUGCCAUAAUUCCUGGUCAGGACGGGUGCAAGUACCUUUAAAAUCUGCCUCUUUUAGUUUCUGUGUGCUUGUUGCUGCCUAAAUUGCCCUCAUUGAAGUGCAAGGCGGGCGUGUGUAUGCCAGGACAACGAAUCCGGACCAGAUAAAACCCAGGUUUUGAUAUAGGAGGUGACGGCCGAAUUGUUCGAUAGACGACUGAUUACUUCGUUGACAUUUAACCCGAGAAAAAACGUUAACGGGCUUAGAAUAAGUCAAGUAACGCUAUACAUGUUUGCGCAAAGAGCUGCACGGCUCGCAUGCUUGUUGGUAAGUUUUAUAAUGUUGCCGUUGCACAAGAGUAUCAAACGUUUUAAUCAGUGGGGGCCGGGAGAGCUUAUAUAAAAUACGGAGAGGGUCGUAUAUUCAAAGCGGCGCCUAUCCGAUUACUUAAUAUCUUCUCCCUUGUUUUCUUUACCACGUGUAACAAAGAAAAUAACUACGUCUGCACACUAGCUAAUUGCUUAUUGUGUUCGACUUUUCUUAUCGGUGUGUAACGGGAAUGAUUUUGUUGAAGUCAGUCAGGAACAUAUGAAAAUGGCUAUGGGCAUCUUUCAUGGUCGCUUCCAAGCUCCUUUGCUUGGCUACGAGCCUACAAACUGCCCCAUCAAUCUGAUGUACCUCACCUUACCUGGGGGCGUGCCUAUCAAGCUGGGACCUCUUCCUGAAGAAGCCGUCAACAAUGCGGAAAUAUUCUUCUGUUGCUCGGCGUGUGGAAAAGUAUUUUGGGAGGGCAAACACCACAAAAGAGCUAAUGCACAGUUCUCCUACAUUUUGGAAAGUUACUAG
Molecule: messenger RNA, 16270 nt
Organism: Porites evermanni
Lineage: Eukaryota; Metazoa; Cnidaria; Anthozoa; Scleractinia; Poritidae
Source: the annotation of a GenBank genome assembly